This is a messenger RNA of Patiria miniata (bat star), 2047 nucleotides long. It is a transcript of the gene ppox, whose product is annotated as protoporphyrinogen oxidase-like. NCBI's taxonomy places the organism in Eukaryota, Metazoa, Echinodermata, Asteroidea, Valvatida, Asterinidae. Gene Ontology annotation, cellular component: mitochondrial inner membrane. Gene Ontology annotation, biological process: heme biosynthetic process. The record is from RefSeq and is a predicted model, not a curated record. Gene Ontology annotation, molecular function: protoporphyrinogen oxidase activity, oxygen as acceptor. The transcript is spliced from 11 exons. Bases 89 to 1606 code for a protein of 505 amino acids.
CGAUGUAAACAUAAGCGGUCAACACUAUCGACUCGCGUUACGUUGGCACAAAGUUUUAAGUUAAAAGAGUUCAAUAUCAAGGUCAGAGAUGGCAGUAAGAAAAGUAGAUUUCUUGGUCCUGGGAGGAGGUGCCAGUGGUUUGUCUGCUGUUUUUUACCUUCAGCGAUUGCUUGGAGAGCGGCUUAAACGAGUUGAUUUGGUGGACGAAAAACCUCAGUUUCGAAACAAAAUUGCUUUGUUAGAGGCUAGCCCGCACAUUGGUGGAUGGAUUCAUUCAACGAGAACUCCAGAGGGCAGUAUUCAUGAGGCAGGGCCACGCAGCAUGCGACCCGCAGGCAUCGUUGGAAGGAAUUCGCUGAAUCUUGCAUCAUCUCUUGGGCUUGACGAUGAGGUGAUUCCAGUUCUGCGCUCCCACCCUGCAGCGCAGCGAAGAUUUACCUUCACGGGUGGGAAGCUGCACCAAUUUCCAUCAAGUUUCGCCACAUUGCUGACGAGGCAGGAACCGUUCUCCCGUCCGUUGGCGGUCGACUUGGCCCGGGAGGUUUUAGUCAAGAGAUCAAAGGGUGAAGACGAGAGCAUGUUUGACUUUGGGGUGCGCCGUUUCGGGAAAGAGAUUACAGAAAACUUGAUCGACCCUUUCUGUCGGGGAGUAUUUGCCGGGAAGACCACAGAGCUCAGUGUGCGUUCCUGUUUCCCACAGCUGUUCAGUUUUGAGAGGCAGCGCGGCUCAGUAAUUCUAGGUGGCCUUCUCGGGCCGACCGCCAUCGACCCAACUGUUGGGGAAAGUGAUCUUGUCCGUCGGGCUAAGAAAGAAAGAUGGUCCAUUUGGUCAUUAAAAGGAGGGCUUCAGUGUCUUGCUGAGAAACUCAGCGAAGUCGUGCAGCGAAACGGGGCCGAAGUGCGGACACAAAUGCCGUGCACCAAGAUUGAGUUUGUCCUGAAGGAAAAUGGCGGGAACAAAAAGAUUGCCCGAGUACACACCGCUGAGUCAGUUUGGGAAGCAGACAGGUUGAUAUGCGGAAUACCAGCUGCAAAUCUGGCAGAAGUACUUCCUGUUGACCUCUCACCCUUAUCCCUGCAUCUCCAGCAAAUACAGAGCGUCACAGCUGCAGUAGUCAAUCUAGAGUUUGAGGGCUCCCACCUCCCCACCGAGGGCUUUGGUUAUUUGGUGCCUUCGCGAGAACCAUCAAACGUGCUUGGGGUGAUUUUCGACUCGUGUGCAUUCCCGCAACACGACAGGCCAGAGAUAAAGUCAACACGAAUGACGUGCAUGAUGGGAGGGGCCUGGUUCCACGACCUCUUUGGUGACCCAGAUAAGGUGGAUUGUGAUUGGCUGGCUUCGGUUGCCUUGGCGACGCUGAAGACCCAGAUAGGGUUGAGCGCAAAACCGACAUAUUGCCGAGUCAAUUUAUCCAAAGACUGCAUUCCAAACUACAAGGUUAAUCACCACAGACUCUUAGAAACUAUAGAUGCCUACGUUGCAGAUAAUGACCUACCUCUGACCCUCGUUGGUUCCUCCUACAAAGGCGUCAGCGUCAACGACUGCAUUUACAACUCUAGGCUCGCUGCCCAACGUCUAGUGCCCGAUGGUCAACUUGCAGUAUGACAAACGUAAUCUAGAAUAGAGUGGUUCUUGCAACAGAUGCAGAAAUGUGCUGUGUCGGUUGCAAGCCAGUGAACAGGCCAAAAAAUGCCUUCACCGACCAAAUCACAGUACAUUUGUACAUGUAUGUCCCCUCUAAUAAUAAUCUCAUGGGGUCAAUAAUUGGGAUGCCCAUGUUUGCCAAGGCAACCCAUCGAAAAUAUUUUUUUUAAUACAUGUAUUAGAAAAUAUUUACUUGUUUACUUGUUUUAGAAAAACAUGUCAAAAACACAAGUGUACACUACAGUACAGCAACCGUUGACAUGAAAAGCCAGUUUUAAUUAUCACCAUUUCUGAAUGGUUUAUUUUUUUUUUUGCUGUUCUUCCAUGAAAUAGUAAGGCCAAAAAAAAAUAAUUGUUCAGCUUCUGAUUACAUGGCAUUCGAAAAAAGGGUACGAUCAUAUG